UGGCUGGACGGGCCCUCAGGGAGCCACAGCCAAGCCCUGCGCUUCCUGGGGGGCGACUCCCGGGAGCUGGCCUUCAACCAGACCGCAGCGGCCGCCACCAUCCAGGUGCCCUUCGAUGGCUGCCAGCUCCGCAAGGGCCAGUCGAGAACAGUCCUGGACAUCACUUCUUUUCAGACUGGUUUCCUACCCCUGGUCGAUGUAGCAGCGACUGACUUUGGCCAAACCAACCAGAAGUUUGGCUUUGAACUUGGCCCCGUCUGCUUCAGCAGCUGAGCGCCUUGGGGUGGGAGGUAGGGGUGGGGAAUGGCAAAGAGGGACCCCAGGGAGCCCCUUCAUGCCCACUCCACACCUCCUACCGCCACCACCACCAAAGACAGGGAGGGCAUUUUUUUUUUGGGUGCUGAGGCUUUCAAGCCGAAAUAUUUAUGUCUUCUGUGACUCUGGAUUUGGGGGUGGGGGCAGGAGGGCUCUUCUUCAAGGUUGAAGAUUCUGGAGGAGGGGUCUGGAUUAUGCCCCCCCCUUUGAGCCCCCAAACCCUGCUUCCCAGUGGUGUUAACUGUUGCCUCUUUCUUCAUUUCCCCCCUCCCAGCUCUCUGUCCCCUGUCCCACCCCAAUUACAAGGAGCUGGGAGCUGGUACAUGCCUCCCCCCUCUCAGAUCCAUGCCUUCCCACCCCCCUAUUUGGUACCCCAAGACCCUUGGUGCUACCCACCCACCCCCAUAGUUAAGCACUGGACAUCCACUCCCAAACUGGGAUCCCUUUGUUUUUAGUUUAUUUUUUAAACAUUUCCUCCUAUUUAGCUGAGUUUUCAUUUCUGGUGUGUGUGUGGGGGGGGGGGGGGGCUUGGGGAAGGGGUCACAGCAGAAGGGGUGCAGCUGGCUGAGUCCCCAGCUCAUUCUGUUGCCUCCAUCUCCCACUCUGAAGAGGCCCUUGCCAGCUCCCCCCCACCCCACCCCCGCCACAACCCACAACCUCUGAGUCACUUUGCCAAGACUGGUGGUCUGGGGGCAAAGAUGGUACUGGGAGAGGGAGCACUGGGUGGGCCUUCAAUGGUGCUGUACUACUUAUAUCUGGGUCUGUGUCCCAAGGGAUCUCCCCAACCCUGCUUGUCUAUGUGAUCUGCUUAGGGAAGGCCAGGGGUGCAGACCAACAUGGUCCCUAUGUGACACUCCUACCCCUACCCCUACCCCAACCCCCCCAAAAAAAAAAAAACUUCCCCAAAGCUCCACUCUGGGCCACUGGGUGUGAUCUGCAUCUCAAGUCAAAAUAAACUGGUCAACUGUG
This is a messenger RNA of Erinaceus europaeus (western European hedgehog), 1284 nucleotides long. Its product is annotated as collagen alpha-3(V) chain-like. The annotation marks the transcript as partial. The record is from RefSeq and is a predicted model, not a curated record. The transcript is spliced from 2 exons. Gene Ontology annotation, molecular function: extracellular matrix structural constituent. NCBI's taxonomy places the organism in Eukaryota, Metazoa, Chordata, Mammalia, Eulipotyphla, Erinaceidae.